AUGGAUGCGAAUAAAGAAGAAUAUACUAGGGGGUCCCCCGGAAGCGACAAGCAAGUAGAAUUAAAAACAGACAAUAAACCGACAACCCAAUGUAAAAUAAGAUUGGCUACAUGGAAUCUAGGUUCCCUUACUGGAAGAUGUCAAGAACUGGCUAAGGUUUUGCAAAGAAGAGAUAUAAAUGCAUGCUGUAUACAAGAGACGAAAUGGAAAGGCUCCAAGUCCAGAGAUAUUGGGUUAGGUUACCAACUGAUUUAUCAUGGCAUUAAGAACUCCCAGAAUGGUGUGGGUAUAGUCCUAGACUGCAAUCUAAAGCAACGAAUAAUAAAAGUGGAUAGAAAAAGCGACCGUCUAAUUGCUGUAAAACUCGCCAUGGACAAUCAAACACCUCUAAAUAUAAUUUCUGCAUAUGCACCCCAAUCCGGAUGUACAGAAUUAGAAAAAUCUCUCUUCUGGGAAGAUUUCGAUGAUCUCAUGAGCUUAAUACCAGAUCAUGAAUCAAAGUACAUAGGCGGAGAUCUAAAUGGGCACAUUGGUGAAAAGGCCGUAGAUUAUCGAGAUGUUCAUGGUGGCUAUGGUUAUGGCUCUGUAAACAGAGAAGGAACAUCUAUUCUGGAUUUCUGCUCUAGGCAUGGUUUAGCUAUUGUUAACACUUGGUUUAAAAAGAAAGAUGAACAUCUAAUAACUUAUAAAAGCUCUGGAAAUAACACCCAAAUUGAUUACAUUCUCUGUCAAAAGUCUUCUCUAAAAAGCUUUAAAGAUUGCAACGUAAUCCCGGGAGAGGCACUGACUUCACAACAUCGACUCCUGGUAUCUAAAUUUAUAUUGCCCAAAAAUAUUAAGAUCAAUUAUGAUAGAACACCUAGAAUCAAAUGGGGCCAACUAUACUCUGAUAAGGGUAAACAGCUCAUUACAUCUAUUAUUAAAUACUUAGAAAACGAUCUGGCUUUAAAUUACAACAAUAGUACAAACGCAAUGUGGGCAAAUUUCGAAAAGUUUUGCAAGGAAGAAGCCUCAAAGCAUUUGGGAAUAUCGAAAGGUGGAAUUAGUACCAAUAAAGAUCCUACGUGGUGGAAUGACAAUGUCAAGGAGGCAAUAAGAGAUAAAAGAGAACUUUUUAAGCUUUGGCAACUGACAAAACUGGAAGAAGACCACAGAGAAUACAAAAAAGCUAAAAAAUCUGCGAAGCAGGCUGUUGCUCAGUCAAGGACAAACGCUAAUGAGGUACUCUAUCAAAGAUUGGAAGACGUAAAAACUGAUGUCGAGGUUUUCAAAAUAGCAAAACAACGACACAAGGCGACGUUAGACAUUAAAGUAAAUAAAUACAUCCAGAACGAAGAGGGACAGUUGUUAACAUCUAACGAAGACAUCAGUAAUAGAUGGAAGCAAUACUUUGAAAACCUUUUAAACGAAGAAUUCCCUAGUGAACCCUUACCGGAAAUCAUCCCAACUGUCGGACCUAUUCACGAAGUAACGCUAGAGGAAGUCAAGCAGACAUCUUUACUCGACCAAAGUCAAGACAAGAAUGACUUGCAACUGCAGACGACCGUUAUUUAUAGUACGAUCAAAACAACUAUUCGAGUGGUGUGA
Messenger RNA from Colias croceus (clouded yellow), 1587 nucleotides. RefSeq lists its product as uncharacterized. The coding region runs from base 1 to 1587 and encodes 528 amino acids. Gene Ontology annotation, biological process: chromatin remodeling. The transcript has 2 exons. The record is from RefSeq and is a predicted model, not a curated record. Gene Ontology annotation, cellular component: nucleus. Lineage: Eukaryota; Metazoa; Arthropoda; Insecta; Lepidoptera; Pieridae.